CUAAUCAAGGAUAUUUUGAUGCUCAACUUCAACUUGGAUGUUGUUAUGAUAGAGGAAUUGGAACAGAAAUUAAUAAAAGAAGAGCAUAUGAAUUAUAUAAUAUAGCAGCUGAAAAAGGUGUUAGUUUGGCACAAGUUAAUUUAGGAUUAUUGUAUGAGAAUGGUGAGGGUACAGAAAUGGAUUUAGAAAAAGCUAUUUACUGGUAUAAUAAGGCAGCAAAAAAUGAAGAUAAAGUAGCACUAUACUUUUUAGGUAAUUGUUACAAAUUCGGAAUAGGGACCAAUAAAAAUGAAAUUAAAGCUUUUGGAUAUUAUAAAAAAUCAGCUGAGAAUGGGUAUGUAUACGCACAAAAUAUUCUUGGGUUAUUAUAUGUUAAGGGAGAAGGAAUUAAAAAAAAUAUGAAAUUGGCCAUUUAUUGGUUUCAAAAAGCAGUAGGAAAUGGAGAUAAGUACGCAUAUGAUAACUUGGGUACAUUUUAUGAACUUGGAAUAGUCGUAAAUAAAGAUAAGAUUAAAGCAUUUAAAUAUUAUGAAAAAUCGGCUGAAAUAGGAUAUGUUAAUGCGAAAUUUCAUCUUGGAUAUUGUUAUGUAAAUGGAAUUGGAACAAAAAACGAUAAGAAGAAAGGAUUUGAAUUAUAUGAUGAAGCGGUUUUAAAAGAAAGUAAUGAUAUAAGUAGUGAUACAAUAAACCCUAAUGGAUCAUUUCAUAAAAAUGAAGAAGAAAUAAUGAGAGAGUUAUUUGAUAUUAAGCAUUGGUAUCAGCAAUCAGCAGAAAAUAAAAGUAGCGCAUUAUAUAAAUUAGGAGAAAGUUAUGAAUUAGGGAAAGGAGUUAAUAUAAGUGAAAUUAAAGCGUUUUAUUAUUAUAAACAAGCAGCCAAAAGUGGAUGUAUAUAUGGAAAAUACAAACUUGCACAUUAUUUUCUUCAUGGAAUUAUAGUUGAUUGUGAUGAAAAGAAAGCCCAUAAUUUAUAUAAAGAAGCAGCUGAAGGAGGAAACAAUGAUGCACACGAAAUUCUUUCAGCAUUAUACGAACAAGAUAAAGAAACAGAAUAGUAUUAUUUACUUUUAUAUUAAAUAACCGAAAUUUAUAUUAGUAAUCUUUUUUUUACGCUUGUUAAUCUUAUAAAGUACAUACAACAAUUUACUACGUUGCAUAUUUAUACUUUUUGAAAAUAAAAUU
Messenger RNA from Rhizophagus irregularis DAOM 181602=DAOM 197198, 1179 nucleotides. The record is from RefSeq and is a predicted model, not a curated record. NCBI's taxonomy places the organism in Eukaryota, Fungi, Glomeromycota, Glomeromycetes, Glomerales, Glomeraceae.